UUUUUAGUUUGUUUUUUAAUAAUGGCACAACCUGACAAUAACCUAAUGAAUAUGAGUAUGACGCGGAGCAUUUAUAUUGGAAUAGAUAAAACUGCAGAAGUUCUCAAACGGAAGGAAGCAGCUGAAAAGGAGUUGUUGGCUCGACGCGAGGCAAAAAUGAAGGAACAAGCCGAACGUAUUGAGCGCGCCAGAAAUCAGAAGGAAGCCGAUCUUCGUGAGCGAAUUCGUGAACGUCAGCAGAGGGAAAUGGAGAGGCAAAAGGCUGCGUUGGACCGUCGCUGUGCUCAGUUGGACAAAUUGAAUGCUAAAAAGGAGGAAAUUUUGCAAAAGAAUCAUCAGAAAGCUUCACGCGUGGCAGCCAAUCGGCAACAAAACAAACCUGUAUUUGCUUUUGGCAGUUCGACACCGCGGGAAUUGUGUUUUUUGGAGAAGGGUGGUCAACAGAAACGAUCAAAUCAAGCCUUAUCUACGAAUUCGAGAGGAUCUGCUUCUCCCCAGCAGAACUUACGUAGUGAGCCACCAACUGCUCGUGUUCCUUCUCGGUUUACAACUUCUCAUUACCGAGGCGAAAAGCCUAUUCCGUCAUCGAAUACUAUGACUCGUAGUGUUUUUGGCUAUCUUACUAGCUCUACUUCUGCUAAUAAUAAUAAACAAGCAACAUCUCCACGACGUAAGCCUUCAGCGGUCAAGAAGCAAACAAGAUCGCCACUUAGUUCAACUACAAGCACUAAGAGUGCUCCACAACCUUUGAUGACUCAAUCACUUUAUUCUUCGAAACCUUUGCAAAAUGGGUCUCCAAAAUCUGCACCUUCUAAAGCAAAAACUCCUGAAGUUUCGAAAAAUAACACUGAUAUUGAUCCGCGUCAGCAACGUCGACCAGUCAUCCGCCGUAAGGUUGAAGACAAAGCAAAGGUUUUGAAAAGUCCAGUUGCCGGCACCUCUGCGACUAUAUCAACACAUUUUCAACAGCCAACAAUUGAUUUCAAUAUGACUAUGGAAAAAACUUUUGAAGAAGAUAUUGUUGUCCAGAAACAGAACGUUGUUCCUGCUUUUGAACCUGAUCAAUUGCCAAAGGAUAAUCUGGAUCUUGGAGUUAAUAAAAUGGGUUGUUCCAAUUCGAUUCCAAUUGAUGAGGUUAAAUCUCCAAAUCUUCAUGAUUCUAGUGAUGAGUUUAACAAAACUUACUUGGCUUCAAGUAGCGGUCCUUAUACGUCUUUACACGACCAAAUGGAAGAAGUUUUGGAGCACUCUCCAACUGAACAUCGUAAUCGCGAGAGUAUUAUGAGCGAUAAAACACUCAUUCUUUCUCGAGUUGAUAAGGAUGAUUCUUUGAAUAUUGUUGAUACAACGGAUGCUACUUUGGUUCCAUCAACUGAGGAGCAACGUCCACCAAGUUAUAAUCGAAUUUCACUAGAUGAAAGUGAAGUUAUUUCACCAAAACCAACGAUUCCACCAGUUCAAAUUCCUCCGAUCCUGGAGGAAAAGCGGAAUCAACGUCGUCAACAACUUAAUGAAAUUCUUCAGAAGAUUCGUCCAGAGAAUGGUGCAAGUCCACAAACACCAACAAUCCACCAUUCUAGUAGUAAUGGAUUGGCAAAAAAUGAUGAAUUUUUGCAAGAACGUCGUCGUGCGAUGAAUAAAUCUAUGCAGGAAACUAAUGGUGGGGAUGGACAGCCGCAACUUCCCGGACAAGUUUCUGCUACGAUCAUGGCGAAAAAUCCUCCGGUCAAUGCAGUUUUCCAUUCUGAAGAGAAGAACGAAACAAAUGGACAUAAUUCACAGCAUGACAACUAUAAAUCAAUUCGGACUCCUCCAGAGGAUCCACAUAUGAAUAAUGGACAUGGAAAUGAAGAAAUGCAUCCGCCUGAGCCUACGCUUAUUAAUUUUGGGUAAAUAUAUAAAAAAUAAAGAUGAGAGAGAAAAUGCUUCAUUUAUAUUAUAAAAAUAUAUUCUUUAAUUCUUUGAAAUUGUUUUUACUUUGAUUGACAACAAUUUUUGGGGGAGAAAAGUUUGGAGAGAAAAAAUUUUUUAUUAAAAAUAGGGGAAACAAAAAAUUAUUAAUUUUUAUAAGUGAACAGUUGUCAAUUAAAGUAUUUAUUUUUAUUCAAUCGUAAUCUCAUCAAAAAAAGCCUAGUAGUUUUAUCUUUUCUGGUUUUCUGAUAAUUAUAUUUUGACUGUUUACAAAUCGAGGAUCUAUAAAAUCUACCGACAUACUCUCUCUCUCUCUCCAACAUCCGUCCAUCCCCCUUUGCACUUAUUUUUAGCAGCUCAAUCUUUUCUAACUACUCUCUUCUCU
Molecule: messenger RNA, 2296 nt
Organism: Meloidogyne enterolobii
Lineage: Eukaryota; Metazoa; Nematoda; Chromadorea; Rhabditida; Meloidogynidae
Source: the annotation of a GenBank genome assembly